Messenger RNA from Acanthaster planci (crown-of-thorns starfish), 3057 nucleotides. RefSeq lists its product as uncharacterized. The record is from RefSeq and is a predicted model, not a curated record. NCBI's taxonomy places the organism in Eukaryota, Metazoa, Echinodermata, Asteroidea, Valvatida, Acanthasteridae.
AGACACGGGCACGCCUUGUACGUGAUGUACGUACGUCACUACGUAGUACGUGUUUUGCGCUUUACCUUACGAUUUCCAUUCACUGUUUCACUCUUUUCGGACUGGCUAACUGUCGACAUUACAAAGACCUCAAAAUAGAGUUGCCUCAUCAAUUAUCAGGAGGAUGCCUGUACACCACGGACACCAUCAUCAUGGUGCUGCCCAUCACCAUGGCGUUCACCACCAUGGCAUUGGUCAUCACCAUCACCACCACAACAUCCACCAUCAUGCUCCCGUGUCAGCCACAGGCCAAGUGGUGGGUGGCCCAGCCAUAACAACACGAGUCGGCAAUCCCAUGGGGCUGCCCUUUUGCCUAGGCAUGUUUGGGUUUUUCUUUCUCUUCAGUGGUAUCAUGAUGAUGUCGUUUGGCGUUAGCGCCUUCUCUGGUGUGGGCAUCGUUGGGUGCCUCUUUUUGAUUGGGGGAGUGGCUUUGAUGAUUGCCUUUGUCGUUCUCUGCCGGAAGAUCCGCAUGCAGCAACAGCAGGCUAUCGUCAACCAGCAGGCAGCUGGGGUGACCACGAUGGAGUACAGCCAGCCGGGCACCCAGCCCUUAGUACAGCCCCAGCAGCCAGGAGCACCCCCCAUCAUUCACCCACAGGGUCCCGGGGCAACUAUCGUGUAUGGACCAGGGGGACAGGUGGCCUACCAACCCCAGGCCCAGCCAGGCUUCCAGCCAGAACCUCAGCAGUAUCCAGCAACAAUUCCCUAUCCACAGCCGGGUCCUGAUAUGUCCAAGUCUGAUCUACCGGCGGGACCCACUGCACCCCCACCAACCUAUGAGGAUGCAGUCAACCUAGCCAGCAAACCUGACAGUGCAAGCGACACACCAAUCGCAAUGUAACCUAUUCACGGCGGUGCUCAAGGGGCAGAGGAGGAGUGGUGCUUCAGCUAAAGGUCUUGGUCUGGGUUCGAAUCCUGCCGCAGUCUCUCUGGGAUGCGGUCAACAGAGGCCAAGUCAUGGCUGCCAAGGGUUACACCACCCAUCUGAAAUGUCUGUAACCGGUACCCUGAGGCUUCCAUAGCAAACGUGUUCAUUCCCAGCCACGGGUCAAAUGCUUGGGCUGCGGGCGAGAGAUCGGCCAGCACAUUGAGGCAGCUGCCCCUGCUCUUCCUGGUGAACUCUGACAUCAGGUCAACUGAUGAAAAUCCCCUGAAACCCCCUGGAAGCAUUGUGAGACCAUCAGGACUCAGCCAUUGAUAGACUGGUCCGUGAGGCCCUGCCCCAUUGUGAUCUGUCUAAGGGUGGGUGGAGGGCAGGUCCCUGGUUCUGCUGCUAGUGUGCCCCCUGUCGGAUUGGAUGGAUUAUGCAACAUCUGUGAGAGUUACAACCAACACAUGGACCCACAGGUACCCACUGCUUCUUGAAAUCUUUGCUGAUUGGACUGCGGGAUAAAAAGGUAAAUUUGUCACGGCACCGUCAGGUAUUCUCAUCACAAUCCAGGCGAGUGCUGUUAAUGUUACAGGCCAGCGUUGGAUACAAUAUCCCUUACUCAGGUAAAUUAGGCACCCCUGUAUUUGUGGACUUUAUUCAUCAGAAGUUUGAGAAAGUGACUCUAAUCCGCUUUGCAAUAGACAUUGACACAUUCAUCCUUCUUGACCAUAAAUGAAGCUCUAAGGCCAGGAAAAUGAAUAGUGCUGAGGUCGUCCAGCAUUGGACUCUAUCGAACCACUAACAACGUCUUAGGUGUACUGGUUUUCUGGUGGGUUUGAUAGAUACAUGCGUAGACUCGGUAAUGUACAUGUUGUUUGGAAAGUUCUUUGGUCAUUUUAUGACAAAUCGGUGCAUGUGUCAUUAGUUUGAUAUUAGUGGGACCCAGGCUUAUGAAGUCUAAAGACACUCGGUCAAAAGACAUAAUACCUUAUCAAAAGUUUGACUUUUGCUUCAUAAAUCUCGACAGGUUUAAUAGUUGACUUUUUGACUCCCGAACACCUUCCGUUAAAGUCCGUGUCACACCUUGAUGAAUUGUGUUGAUUCAGAUGAAUGGUAUCCAUUCAUUAUGUGCAUUAGAUGUGGGAACAUCCAGGGCGCCAGUGAACCAUGAUGCUGGGCCUAAAAUAAUUCAAACUAUUCUUUUGAAAAUAUUUUCACAUUACUGUUCGAGACCAAAGAACAUUUAUUUUUUUAGGUACACUAUUUGUCAAAAAUGCGAACAUAUGAAUUAUACAAGUGUUCAUGUUUUGUUCUUGUACUCUCGUCACAAAGAAAGGUUUCAAAUUUUUUCCGUGUUUUCAACAUUCCGAAAUAUCAAAAAAUACUAUUCACUAAAUUGUUUGAAAGAAACAAUAUAUGCGGAGGGAACUUGACACUUCACUUCUUCAUUUCCUUAUUUAUUUUUUGAAUUUUGAAAUGGCCUUUAUAACACCCCAUGCUUUUUCCCUGUUGGAGAUAAGGUUCAUUGCGAACAUGACCUCAAGAUUUCAGAAUAUGUUAUUGUCUGAACACAGUCAACUACUAAAAAAGACGAGGUUUUUGGCAGCUCUAAAACUGAAAGCCAGGAAAAUGAUGUUAUCUUUCUCACGGUUCACGUUCUGAUGUGGAAUUUUCACCAAUCUGAAAAUGUCAGCACAAGCAAUCAUAAAGUAAGACAUUUAAAGUGGCCAAAAUUUGAUCAAAAGCUCUUUGGUCACAUAAAUCUUACGUGGCCAAAAUGAACAAACUCAACCAUGCACAUAACAGGCUUCCCUUCCCAGCCCUAAUUUCCUGCUGACUCCGCUCCUCCCCUGUAUUGGCAUACAUGUAUUUAUCAAUUUGUUUCUAUUAAUCUGUAAAUAAAUUCUAUUUCUACUUUCAAAAUGUUCAAAGUGUUUGCAUAUUUGUUUUCAAACUGUUAUAACAUAAACGUCUGCCUAAAAUCUGCUACUCCAUUUCGACUAUUUGUCUGUAUAUGUACACACCUCUUAAAGUGUAGGAGAAAUGAAUUUCUCUUCGACACAUUUUUGUCUCCAUCUUUGUAUUUUUCUUCAAUGUAUGAGAACUCUUACACACAUUUGGUUAAAUGCAUUGAAAAAUGUACACUU